GCUGCGGUCCUGUGAUGUCGGGCUGAUCACCGCGGACUAACAAAGCACUUGUUCAGAGGCUGCUGUGAGGGACCGUUGAAUCAGGCACGAGCGCGAUUUAAGAGCGCUAAAAACGGAAACUAAACCCCCCAAAUCGCCUUAUUUUUAGCAUACAUUGUCGUUAAAGUCGAGAAAUCGACCAAACUUAUUGUAACUUUUGACGGAAUAACAUUUUUUUCUAUCAAGAAACACAAACGGUCAAGUGUUGUUUCUCCUCUGGUGUUCAGAUUUGGACAUCCGUGAACCAUGUUUGACAAGCAGCAUUACGACAGCCCCCCAGUCUACAGUCCUCCUUUCACGCCUCCAUCCAACAACGGCUUCGGUCCUCCGGGCAGUUUUCAUGGCAAUCAGAGUGAUUUCAAUGCCUACCCUCCUCCACCAGGAUCCUACUACAUUGAGGACAGACCACAGCACUUCUACAAAUGGCGCUCACCUCCUGGGAUUGUCAAAGCUAUGAUGGCUACAGUGAUAAUAAUGUGUGUGGCCAUAUUUGCCUGCGUGGCUUCAACCCUCAUGUGGGACUUCCAGUAUGGAUAUGGCUCUGGGAUGGGUUACUACGGCUCUGGCAUGGGCUACGGCAGUGGAUACAUGGGAGGCAGUUAUGGAUCAGGUUAUGGGGGCUACGGAGGGGGCUACGGAGGGGGCUACGGAGGUGGCUACGGAGGUGGAUAUGGUUCUUACAUUUCCCCUUACUCUGCUAAAACGACCAUGAUUGCCAUGGCAGCCAUUAACUUCGUAGGAGCAAUGGGCUUCUUCAUUGCCAGCUUCUCUAAAUCCAACAUAGUUCGCACCAGGAAGUUCUAUCUGGCAGUCCUGAUAAGCUGCGUCAUCAUGUCAAUCCUGCAGGUCAUCAUAAACAUUGUCUACAUCGUCGGUGUAAACCCCAUGGCCCAGAGUUCCUCCAACAUCAUGUACAACCCGAUGCUCAUGAUGUGUCAGAACCUCUACCAGACCAGCUACUCCCAGAUGGGAGGAGUGGGAGGCUUCCCCAUAUACAACCAGUACCUGUACCAUUACUGCUUCGUGGACCCACAGGAGGGAGUUGCUAUGGUUUGUGGGUUCCUGGUCGUGCUCGCUUUGGGGGUUGCAGCUUUCUUCGCAUACAAAACGAGGGGGAAGAUCUGGCGCUACGGAAAGCCAAAUAUCUACUGGGACGAGCCGCUCGUUGGUGGGAAGGCCUCGGAGGGCAGGGAUGUAGAGGAAUGGGUGAACAAUGUGGAGGAAAGCAACAGCGUUCAGGACGCUCCAACCCUGCUGGUGUCGGAGAAAGGGGGCGGGCCUCUCAACGCCUCAGCUAACAGUGUCAUCUCCUAUUCGCCUGUCAAGGUGGACUGCACCUCCUAUAGUGGGGAUGAAAACCAGUACUCAGAAAGAGCCACCAGCAGACCCUCCGAGGUGUUCUCCCAUGGCGGAGGAACCAGCUCCAGCCCCUCAGAUGAGAACGCCGGAGGUCGCAGGCCCUCCGCCCACAGAGGCAAGAGGCGCCGGCGUAACCCCGAGCUGGACGAGUCCCAGUACGAAACAGAAUACACCACAGGAGGAGAGACGGGCAACGAGCUGGACAUUGAAGAGUGGGAGAGCAUGUACCCCGAAAUCAUGACAGAUUCUCAACGUCACGACUACAAGAGGGAGUUCGAUGCCGACCUCCGAGAGUACAAGCGGCUGUGUGCCGAGAUGGACGACAUCAACGAUCAGCUGAACAAACUCAGUCGGCAGCUGGACACACUGGACGACACCUCCUCCAAAUACCAGGCUGUUGCAGAUGAAUAUAACCACUUGAAGGAUCUGAAGCAGACACCAGAAUACCAGUCGAAGAAGAAAGAGUGUCGCAGGCUGAGACGCAAGCUUUUCCACAUCAAACGCAUGGUGAAGCAGUACGACAAAACCCACUGAAGCCGCUCCUCCGUCCUCACGCUCCACUCUGUAAAAGUUUAAGACGUGAGCCAAGACACACUCCAAAAUCCUGCAAAGACUGUCACAUACUCAGACCAAAGUUACAGCAUUCUCAAAGACACAUGGACACACAAAACUGCACCAAUGGGGGGAAAAACCCCAAAGUUUUCUUUGUUGUUGAUUGUUUGCUUUUGUCAAUACUUGUGCAGAAAAUAGAACAAACCAUUUUCACUCAUUUCCAGUUCUCUCAACAUUACGUUAGUGUUUGCAGAAAAACCAUCCCAGAGGGAGGGGGGAAAAAUCUGAAAGUCAUCUGUGAUAAGAUUGUGCGUCUUCUCAGCAGCUUUGUUCGGUCUCCACCGGUCCAAGGCGGAGCCCCACUGUAGGGAGUUAGAGCGAUGGGUGUGGCGGGCUGCAGGGGCCACUUUUGAGCUUUGAAAAUAGAGAUCAUCAGUGUUCAGAACUACCUAACUGUCAGUUCCUAUUUUUAGCUUUUUUUUUCUUUUUUAAAAACUGUGAUGAAACCAAAAAUUAAAAAAAAAAGGGCACAAACGGCCAAUAAAGAGAUGUGCCAUUGUUGUAUUUUAUAGUACAAGCUACAGUGAUUCCAGUUUGUGCAACAUUCCCACAACCAGUUUACAGUACGCAUGUUUUUAACCCUUUAACACCUGAGGCGUCGCCGGCUAAACACAAAAUCUUUAACAUGCUGUAACUUUUCAACCAUUAACACCAUCAAAGUAAUUCCAGUAGAUUCUGAAGGAGAAAAGCGGCCUACUGGAAUUACUUUGAUAGUGUUUACAAUAAAAACAUUACAGUAAAUCAAAGAACAUAAAUAUUAGAGCUCCAGUGUAAAAGGGUUAUAAAGGCUAAAUACUCAUUAUGACUUUUUUUGUAAGAAAUAAGUGUUCAUUCAAAAUCUUCUGAAGCUAUGCAGAUUUAAAAAGAUUAACCAAAAUGUUUUUAAUACGUUUUAUUUUUUUAUCACAAAUGUUUCUCGUAAUUUGAUUAUUUUUUAAUUUAAAUCUACUGUAGUUUUGUAUUAAUCCAUUUUAUUCAUACAAAAAUUACUGUAAAUAUUUAAAAAAAAUCCAGCUGUAUUUGCAUUUUCAUGAAGGACAUUUUCAUUUCACAAACUAUCUGCAAGCCAUUUAUUUUUGUAAGAAUUUACCUUCUUUGAUGGAACAAAAUACUAUUAUUGUAACUUCCAUAAAUUGUGUUGUAUGAAAUGUAAUUAAUAAACAAAUCUAAUUCUGUAAAAAGGAAAA
Molecule: messenger RNA, 3197 nt
Organism: Oryzias melastigma (Indian medaka)
Lineage: Eukaryota; Metazoa; Chordata; Actinopteri; Beloniformes; Adrianichthyidae
Product: occludin
Exons: 9
Coding region: 286-1932 (548 amino acids)
Biological process (GO): snRNA transcription by RNA polymerase II; bicellular tight junction assembly; positive regulation of transcription elongation by RNA polymerase II
Cellular component (GO): membrane; transcription elongation factor complex; bicellular tight junction
Molecular function (GO): cis-regulatory region sequence-specific DNA binding
Source: RefSeq, a predicted model, not a curated record